GGUAACGUUCUCAAACGUCAAACGAGGGAAUCCACUUCGAUCGGGGGCCUGCAAGCUCGAGCCGGCAAGCUCACGCGCGCCGACCAGCCAGCAACGAGUAUCGAUUCGAGCCGGCGCGCCGCUUCUCGGGCGAAUCCGCCCUCGACUCGUCGCAUCUCGUAAGCUCCGUUCGUCGCGCCGCGUUCACGAGCCGGGGGUUUCUCUCCGAGCGGGCAGGUAAAGGGUUUCCUCCGAGCGGCGCGAGUCUGCCGAACAAACGUGGACGACAGGAAAGGCCGGCCAUUACGCGACGUGAUUCUUCCGUUCUCGAUCGAACGAACCGGUUGUGCUCUUAACGUGGAACUUUUCAUCCCCGAAACUCUUCCCUGGAUUACGUGAUUUACUCGACCCGGUGGAAACUCGGUGCGGGUGUGUGUCGUCGCGAUCGAUCGAUUCCGGCCGACACUCGAUCGAGGUAACUAGAACCUCGGCAUCAUGGGCAAAGAGAAGAUUCACAUAAAUAUCGUGGUGAUCGGCCACGUAGACUCCGGCAAGUCGACGACGACCGGGCACUUGAUCUACAAAUGCGGCGGCAUCGACAAGCGGACGAUCGAGAAGUUCGAGAAGGAGGCGCAGGAGAUGGGUAAGGGCUCCUUCAAGUACGCCUGGGUCCUGGACAAGCUGAAGGCGGAACGCGAGCGCGGCAUCACCAUCGACAUCGCCCUGUGGAAGUUCGAGACGGCCAAGUACUACGUCACCAUCAUCGACGCGCCCGGUCACCGUGACUUCAUCAAGAACAUGAUCACCGGGACCAGCCAGGCGGACUGCGCGGUGCUGAUCGUCGCCGCCGGUAUCGGCGAGUUCGAGGCUGGAAUCUCGAAGAACGGGCAGACCCGCGAGCACGCGCUGCUCGCCUUCACGCUGGGCGUGAAACAGCUGAUCGUAGGCGUCAACAAGAUGGACAUGACCGAUCCGCCGUACUCGGAGACCCGCUUCGAGGAGAUCAAGAAAGAGGUGUCGUCGUACAUCAAGAAGAUCGGCUACAACACCGCCUCGGUCGCCUUCGUGCCCAUCUCUGGCUGGCACGGCGACAAUAUGCUCGAGCCGUCUCCGAAAACGCCCUGGUACAAGGGCUGGAAGGUCGAGCGCAAGGACGGCAACGCCGAUGGCAAGACGCUCAUCGAGGCGCUCGACGCCAUCCUGCCCCCAUCCAGGCCCACCGACAAGGCGCUUCGACUACCUCUUCAGGAUGUCUACAAGAUCGGCGGCAUCGGAACCGUGCCUGUCGGCCGGGUGGAGACCGGUAUUCUGAAACCAGGUAUGCUGGUUACCUUCGCGCCGGCGGCCCUCACCACCGAGGUGAAAUCCGUCGAGAUGCAUCACGAGGCGCUGACGGAGGCUCUCCCCGGUGACAACGUCGGCUUCAAUGUGAAGAACAUCUCCGUGAAGGAGCUGAGACGCGGCUACGUGGCCGGCGAUUCGAAGAAUCAGCCUCCACGCGGCGCCGCCGACUUCACCGCCCAGGUGAUUGUGCUGAAUCACCCGGGACAGAUCAGCAACGGUUACACGCCGGUGCUCGACUGCCACACCGCCCAUAUCGCGUGCAAAUUUGCCGAGAUUAAGGAGAAAUGCGACCGUCGUACCGGCAAGACCACCGAGGAGAAUCCGAAGAGCAUCAAGAGCGGCGACGCGGCCAUCGUGAUGCUACAGCCGACCAAGCCGAUGUGCGUCGAGGCUUUUCAGGAGUUCCCGCCCCUGGGCCGUUUCGCAGUCCGCGAUAUGCGUCAGACUGUCGCCGUGGGUGUUAUCAAGAGCGUGACGUUCAAAGAUACUCAGGGCAAGGUAACAAAGGCCGCGGAGAAAGCCCAGAAGAAAAAGUAACCAUCAAGCUUCCUCGGAAGCUCGCAGUCCGGUGGCUGGUGGCCCGUGCCAGCGCCAGCAGGGCCCACUGUCAGGACGCAGCCUGCCGCCGCCGCGGUGGCUGCCCCUAUGCUCGACUCAUACUACUACUACUCGUCGACUAAUACCAAAAGUCAUAAGAUGUUGUGCUUACCCCCGUUACAUUACCCGGUAGUGUUGAAUCCGCGCAUCUAUCCGAAUCUGCACAUUCAGUUCACCCACGCUCCGCGCACGCCUCACAUAUGCUAGGGGAACGCGUAGCUCCGCGUCCUACCGCGUUUAUCAUUAAUUACUCGAUAUUGACGAUAUGUGUCCGAUAUUACCAGGUACUCAGUUCCCUUGGACUCUGUGUAGUUAGGUUUUUCAAUUGAUGAAAUACAACAACAUCCGGCAAAACAACAACAACAAUAAAUGGGGUGUCGCAAAGACAGCCCAAGCCUGGGAUCUCUUCUCGCUCUCGUUGUUCAGCGAGAGGGAAGAGCGAGGCAGCGGCUGCGUCGCCUCUCAUUCUCUCCUGUCCGUCGGAUAUCUUGAUUGAUGUCGCGGGACGUCGCAACGAAUGUAUAUGUUAUUUAUCGCCGCAGCGACGAUGACCCGGAGGCGAGCACCGUCCGCUGACUCGCGCGUCCCAGCAAGACUUCACUCGAUCGAUUCUUUUCGAAGGAUUCGUUAAGGCUGAUUUGUUCCGAGACUUGGUUGCCUCGCUGUGCGCGCGAUUAGUUUUAUCAUAUACUUAUAAGAUACUUAUCCGUAGUUAGGGAUCAUUAGAGAAACUAUAUGCUCCUCCUCCGUUGUCAGCGAGUCGCCGGCUACCUCCUCUCUCGGAGAAAGGAGUCACCUCCUUGAAGAGGACGAGACAUCCGUCGCGAGUCGCCCACGUUAACUCUGGCGCUCUACUACCCUCCCGCUGACCAUAGACACGUUCUAUGAUAUUGUUUUGCCCCUUAGCCAGUAUUACGUUGAUGUAAUAAAAAAUCUUUAAUUGCA
Nylanderia fulva is the source of this 2865-nucleotide messenger RNA. It is a transcript of the gene Ef-1a-f1, whose product is annotated as translation elongation factor eEF-1 alpha chain. The record is from RefSeq and is a predicted model, not a curated record. Lineage: Eukaryota; Metazoa; Arthropoda; Insecta; Hymenoptera; Formicidae. Gene Ontology annotation, biological process: translational elongation. Gene Ontology annotation, molecular function: translation elongation factor activity; GTP binding; GTPase activity.